Molecule: messenger RNA, 1374 nt
Organism: Aspergillus caelatus
Lineage: Eukaryota; Fungi; Ascomycota; Eurotiomycetes; Eurotiales; Aspergillaceae
Exons: 4
Coding region: 159-1130 (323 amino acids)
Biological process (GO): protein folding in endoplasmic reticulum
Cellular component (GO): EMC complex
Molecular function (GO): protein binding
Source: RefSeq, a predicted model, not a curated record
GGAGGAAGCAGGGCUACCACCCCUAGAAGUGUUGGAUUUUGUCUCUUUCUUUCUGCCCCCAUCUCUUCCCUGCAAAAAGAGGUUGAGCAUAGUAGAGCUUGUUCUUCUCACAAUAACAUAUGAACCAGUGUGCUCACUGGUUUUGAGUGUGUGCUGUCAUGGCUCAUGCUACACCCGAUUACCAUGCCGUUCAGAGCUCAAGCCCGAUUACUACUCUUCGUUUCUCUCAGCAGGCACCGGUGAUACUUGAGCAUCAAUUACACUCAGAAAAUAAUCCAAUCUCUACACUAAUAGCUAAACAAGAGGAGCCAGAGAAAUAUGGCAUAAUAGAACAACUGUUCUUCUCCUGUUUACAAACCGGCGAUGAUAGGUCUGCUCUGUUAUGUCUCGAGCAAUUGACACGUCGUUUCGGCUCUUCGAAUGAGAAAGUAAUGGGGCUGCGUGGCCUAUAUGAGGAGGCUAUAGCUGAGAAUCAAUCUGAUCUGGAGGAUUCCCUGCGUAAAUACGAUUCCUCCUUGUUGGAGAACCCGCUUAAUUUGCCCAUUCUAAAGCGCCGUAUCGCGCUUUUGCGUUCACUUGCAAGGCCUGCAGAUGCUAUAACAGGCUUGGUAGAGCUCCUAAAAGCAGUACCUACCGAUGCAGAGGCUUGGUGUGAACUUGCAGAUUUAUAUCAGUCUCAAGGAUUAAGCUCGCAAGCAAUAUUCAGUUUCGAGGAGGCCCUGUUGAUCGCUCCAAAUGCUUGGAACAUUCAUGCUCGCCUUGGAGAAGUUCUAUACAUCUGCGCCCGCGCUGCAGAGACAGAAGUUACCUCUCGGUAUUUGCGAAGAUCUAUCCAGUAUUUUUGUAGAAGUGUCGAGCUAUGUGACGAUUAUCUUAGAGGAUUUUAUGGCUUAAUCUUGGCAACUUCUCUCCAACUUGGCAGAGAAUUUACGAUGGAUUCUACACAGGCGUCAUCGUCAGCAUCAACAGAAGAUUUUUUGCCCAAAGAGAAGGUCGAGAAACUGAAUCUUUUCGCCAGAAGAAAACUUGAGGAUAUUAUGAAACGGCGGUCUAUGGACCGCCAGCUUUGGGAGCAUGCGCAAGGUGAACUCAUUGCAGCGAAAGAGCUUCUCGACCGCGAGUCAUGUUAAGUUAGCACGCAAGCCAGCUUUACGAUGAAUCUGUGAAAUCCUUUAUAUAUGAUGAAUAUCUCCCCCUGUAUUGUUACCUUGUGUCCAGAGCCUUUUCAUUUGGAGUUGAGUUGAAGAGAGGUGUUCAAUUUGUACACUUUCAACCCAAGUCCUAUUAUCGGGAGUCCUUUCAAAUGCCUAGUAGGCUCCAUCCCCACCCCAGCCCGGCCAUUUAGGUUUGCAACAAAUGUGGUUUGACUAAGUG